AUGCUGGACUUCCGUAGGACGCCGUGUUAUGACCUCUGGUCCACACAGAAGUCCGAAGUCUCAGAUGAAAAUGUUCCAUAUGUUAGUUGUGCUGGAUACGUUCCAUCCCUUUGUGACCCACUUUUGGUUGCAUUGAACAAAUUAUCAAUAAGCCCAGAGUCUCCAGAUCGUCUCUCUGGUAUCGGAUAUCAUACUGGAGAUAACAUUACUCCAUUUGUUCGUAAUCCAGAUUCUCAUACUAGAUACCCCAAGGAAAGUAAAUCAACACAUCUCGAUUUUGAUGCUGUUAGAUUAAAUCCCUUUGGUGUUUCACCAAACUACAUGGAGACUUUUGAGAACUUAUGUGGAUGUGGACACAAUACUCAAUCUGAAAUCCGGUUACCGAGAUCAGAUAAUAUUUUCAGUCAUAGUCCUGUCACCUGCGGUGAUGUCAAUAAGACGCAACUCACCAACCAAACCAACCAGUUGAUUUCGGUCAGAAAAAAUAAUCGCCCCCUUCCCUGUGACGAGUAUCCUGCAAAUAUGGUUAUCGAUGGAGGUGCCUCGAAUGGCUUGCCACUGCGUGAUGCCAUUGGGGCCGCUCUUGUUAUACUUACUAGUAAAUCCAAAGCAUCUGGAUGCCGUCGAGUGAUAUCCCGUUCUUCCCAUAGAAAUAAGAAGUGGGAUCGUGAGACGUUAAAACUCCACUCUUGGUUCAACUCUUUUUGCUUGUUGGAAAUGCCUGCUUCUCUUAAACAAAUAUUCCUGUCAGUUCGCAGAAAGUUGGAGGAAGAUUAUGUUCUAUGUGCAUUUUGCCGGAACAAUGGCGAGUUACCAGAAAUAUACAUAACUCAUGAAGUUAGAGAUCAAGAUGGGCGGGUGACAUGUCCGGUGUUACGUGUGCUCUCAUGCCCCAAUUGCCAUGCGACUGGUGAUCAUGCUCAUACAAUCAGAUACUGCCCGUAUCCCAGGCAACUUUAG
Messenger RNA from Schistosoma rodhaini, 960 nucleotides. The record is from the annotation of a GenBank genome assembly. NCBI's taxonomy places the organism in Eukaryota, Metazoa, Platyhelminthes, Trematoda, Strigeidida, Schistosomatidae.